UCGUGUUUAUUAUGCUUUUUAGAAGCAGACUUCACAAUCAUAACCUAUGUGUGACUAUUUCAGAAAACUAUAUUCAUGAUACCAACAGUUCCAUGGGCAACAAUACGAAGACACAGACGUAGAAACCGUUCUAAAAGGACAUGCAUCUACGAUGUAUCCUCUCUACAACAGGCAAUAUGAGGGGGAUCACAAUGAGAUGAGGGACAACAUUCAUAGAAGAAUAUGUCACAGUUCUUUCAGCUACUCAUCUUUUGAUGAUGAAGAGGAGUUGGAGGGUGAAGAACAGGUGAAGGCACCUGCGGAGGAGGAGUGUUCCCACAAGAGUGAAGAUGUGUCACGUGUUUCUCCACUACCCAGAACCACACAGGUGGUAUUUGAGAUCCAGUCGGGAAGGGCUGUGCCUCGCCUCAGGGAGCCCCGACACCUGUACGGUGUGUCUGGACAUGUGUCCCAAACACUGCCGCGCUGGCCCCACGAGUGGGAGGUCAUCCCGGGGGAAAUUCAGCAUAUUGAGUGGGCUCCUCCCUUCCCAGAGCCGCUGUGUGCUCAGAUGAACACCAGCGAGUGGCUGAGACCAGAGUCUGAAGAGGAAGGCACCGUUGUGUAUGACACACAGAGAAAUAAAGAUAACUACUUCCUCGGUUCUCGUGUGGGGGGCCGUCGCUCCUCCCUGACCGCUGCUGCUGUGUCUCUCUCUGGCCCCGAUGACAUCACUCUGCUGUUCGAGGGACGCUUUGAGAGUGGCAACCUGCUGAAAGCGACCAGGGUUGGUGAAUUUGAUUAUGAGCUCUCCCUGCGGACAGACCUGUACACAGAGAAGCACACUCAGUGGUUCUACUUCCGGGUGAGGAACACGAGGGCGGGGGUUCGUUACCGCUUCACCAUCACCAACCUGCUGAAGGUGACCAGUCUGUAUGAAGAGGGGCAGCUGCCUCUGCUCUACUCUGAGGAGGAGGCCCGGAUCCAGGGGGUGGGCUGGCACCGCGUGGGCCAACAGGUCUCCUACCAACGUAACGGGCGGCACCACGCCGACCAGCCCUGCUACUCCCUCUCCUGGACCUUUUGCUUCCCUUAUGACCAGGACACCUGUUACCUGGCCCACUGCUUCCCUUACACCUACUCCAACCUGUGGGCCCACCUGUCCGAGAUCGAGCGGGACCCCCACCGCUCGCGGUUCUGUAAGGUGCGGACUCUGUGCCGGUCGCUGGCGGGUAACCUGGUUCCGGUGCUGACGGUGACCAACCCAUCCCACCGUGAGGACAGGAUUCACAAGCCUGCUGUGGUGCUGACCGCCCGGAUACACCCUGGGGAGACCAACAGCUCCUGGGUGAUGAGGGGUAUCCUGAACUUCCUGCUGGGAGACUCUCCGGAUGCGGCGCUACUCCGAGAUGCCUUCGUCUUCAAGCUGGUGCCCAUGCUGAACCCGGACGGGGUUAUAGUAGGAAACUACCGCUGCUCGUUGACCGGACGUGACCUCAACCGCAACUACAAGUCCAUCCUCAGAGACUCCUUCCCUACCGUGUGGGCCACACACACCAUGGUCCAGAGACUGUGUGAGGAGCGUAAGGUGCUGCUGUACUGUGAUCUCCAUGGACACAGCCGUAAACACAACGUCUUCACCUACGGCUGUGAGAACCCCCGGCCCGCUGACAGACACCCUCACGAACGAGUCUUCCCUCUGAUGCUCAGCAAGAAUUGCCCUGACAUGUUCUCGUUCGGGAGCUGUAAGUUCAAGGUACAGCGCAGUAAGGAGGGAACAGGCAGAGUGUCUCUGUGGAGGCUGGGGGUCCUCAACUCCUUCACCCUGGAGACAUCGUUCUGUGGCUCCAACAUCGGUAAGAGGAAGGGGACCCAUUUCAGCACUCAGGACCUAGAGAUGUUGGGGGCUCAGUUCUGUGACACACUACUGGACUACUGUGACCCGGACCGGACAAAGUACAGCGCGUGUUUGAGAGAGCUACAGGAGAUCAUGAGACAGGAGGCAGGUUUGCCAAUAGACAACAAGCCUACAGAUACCUCACUGACCGACCACGAGGCCAGCACCAGUGGAUCCAACAGCUCCCAGACGGAUGGGCCUCCUGCUCACCUCCAGGCCUUCAACAAGAUGACGUCCCGUAAGAAGCUGAAGUCCAAGAAGGAGAGGAACAGAUCUCCCCUGGUCAGAGCCAGGGAGAGAGAGGAAAAUGGGGAUAAUGGUGUCAAAAAGACGUUGAAGAAAAGCAAAUAUGUAUUGAAGCCUUCGGAGUACCUGCAGCACCUGAUGGCUGAUUAUGUGAGGAGCAGGAUGCAGUUGACCCUCAAUGGCUACGACUGGGGUCCUUGCCAGUGCCCCCAGGUCACCCACCUGCCCCACUCACAGCUUCCCCGGGACAACAGAGACGGGGAGCGACUGCCCGGCCUGACUAAUCUGCCUGUAGGAGACAAGUCCAUCCGAAGGCUCUCCCCAGUCCAGUGGAGAGGACCCACAUCCUACACCGCCCCAUCCAGCCUGCAACUCCCAUCCAACAGAUUCCCUCUACUGCCUCCUGUAAGGGAGUUUGUCUCUGAGCCUGAGGAGCUACCCAGCAUGUCAGCAGGGAUGGAAUGGCUGUUUCUGAGACCACCCUGCCCCAUAUUCACCCACCUGGGGACCGACUCAGUCUCAGGAGCCUGUUUCCAAAGCACAAAAAGAGGAAGAGGAAAGUACCUGAAGAAAUGAAAAGAAACAGAUCGGUACAUCAUCAACACAACAAGACCACAUCAGGAACCUCGUCGAUGAAUG
Molecule: messenger RNA, 2761 nt
Organism: Oncorhynchus kisutch (coho salmon)
Lineage: Eukaryota; Metazoa; Chordata; Actinopteri; Salmoniformes; Salmonidae
Product: cytosolic carboxypeptidase 2
Exons: 20
Coding region: 152-2698 (848 amino acids)
Biological process (GO): proteolysis
Molecular function (GO): metallocarboxypeptidase activity; zinc ion binding
Source: RefSeq, a predicted model, not a curated record